Messenger RNA from Drosophila serrata, 1236 nucleotides. It is a transcript of the gene nmd, whose product is annotated as no mitochondrial derivative. Gene Ontology annotation, cellular component: mitochondrial outer membrane. NCBI's taxonomy places the organism in Eukaryota, Metazoa, Arthropoda, Insecta, Diptera, Drosophilidae. Gene Ontology annotation, molecular function: ATP hydrolysis activity; ATP binding. Gene Ontology annotation, biological process: extraction of mislocalized protein from mitochondrial outer membrane. The record is from RefSeq and is a predicted model, not a curated record.
ACUGACGUGCGUGCAUGGAAAAUAUAACUAAAAUCAGAUCUGUUCUAACUUAUUUUUAUUGAAAUUACACAUAUCUCACGGACAUGGACAACUUCGGCCUUGGAGGAGUGGAUCUCAGCAAGGGGCAAAUGUUCCAAGUUUUGAUUCGUCUCUCUGUGGCUUCGUUGAUAACAUAUUAUUCGGUUAAAUGGAUGAUGAACCAAUUGGACCCGACUAAAAACAAGAAAAAAGCGAAAAUACUUGCUGAAGAGCAGCUAAAAAGACUUGCAGAGAAAGAUGGCUUUAAACUCAAUCCCCAGGAGUUUAAUGACUACGAGUUAAUGAUUGCGUCACAUCUCGUUGUUCCGGCCGACAUACAAGUUAGUUGGUCGGAUAUAGCUGGCUUGGAUACGGUUAUUCAGGAGCUACGCGAGUCCGUAGUUCUUCCGGUGCAACACAAGGAUCUCUUCAAGCGUUCAAAACUUUGGCAGGCGCCCAAGGGUGUUUUGCUGCACGGUCCGCCUGGGUGCGGGAAAACCCUGAUAGCAAAGGCCACGGCCAAAGAAGCCGGCAUGCGCUUUAUCAAUUUGGACGUUGCUAUUCUUACCGACAAGUGGUACGGGGAAUCCCAGAAACUAACUUCCGCCGUCUUCUCUCUGGCCGAAAAAAUCCAGCCAUGUAUUAUAUUCAUUGACGAAAUCGAUUCCUUCCUGCGUUCCCGUAAUCUUAACGACCAUGAGGCCACCGCCAUGAUGAAGACACAGUUUAUGAUGCUGUGGGAUGGCCUCAGCACCAAUUCCAAUGCAACAGUUAUUGUGAUGGGCGCCACAAAUAGACCGCAGGACCUGGACAAGGCCAUUGUGCGCCGCAUGCCAGCUCAAUUCCACAUUGGCCUUCCGUCUGAAAUACAACGAAGAGAUAUACUUCAGUUGAUUUUGCAGUCGGAAGAAAUUAGUGGUGAUGUGGAUUUGAAUCGUUUGGCCAAACUCACUAAUGGCUUCUCGGGCUCUGAUCUCCGGGAGAUGUGCCGCAACGCAUCCGUUUUCCGGAUGAGACAGCUUAUCGGGGCUGGUGAUUCAUCCGGAAACUUGCCGACAUUGGAUCGAAAUAGCGUCAAUAUCACAAUGGAUGACUUGCUAAGCUCACUUAAAAUUAAGGAGUCAAAGAUGCACACUGGGAGUCUAUUUUUAGAGAACAGAAUUGAACUAGACUAAGUCCUUUACGGUUGGUUGAAUAAAUCUUAAAAAGAAACUUAAA